Gasterosteus aculeatus aculeatus (three-spined stickleback) is the source of this 1976-nucleotide messenger RNA. RefSeq lists its product as uncharacterized. Gene Ontology annotation, biological process: cell surface receptor signaling pathway; positive regulation of tyrosine phosphorylation of STAT protein. The record is from RefSeq and is a predicted model, not a curated record. NCBI's taxonomy places the organism in Eukaryota, Metazoa, Chordata, Actinopteri, Perciformes, Gasterosteidae. Gene Ontology annotation, molecular function: cytokine activity. Gene Ontology annotation, cellular component: extracellular region.
AUAAAAGUGACCUUUUUUUCACUGGGCCUGGUGUUAAAAUACGAGCCAAUACAUUAAGAAAACAAGCUGAGUAAGGGCGCUAAAACAGGCAGGAUGUGGUGGAAUAGCAGGGGCGUAAUAAUCAGGAACAAAUAUUGCCUUGAUAUCGGGAACUACACUAAAACACCAUUUUCAGUUACAAUGAGUCAUGAGGAAUGUCUGUGAAACUGUGCGGGUGAUUACUCAUCUCCAUCAAGUCAUCAUGUGUUUUCAGAAUCAGAGCUUCAGAAAACACAUUUCUCAAAUGCCGGUUGAAGAUAAAGAAAAUACAAAUAAUUCGCUCGUGUUACUAUAUAGUUAUAAAUACUAAAUAAUAAUUUUACUUACCUCCCUCAUUACUUUCUGAAUCAUGUUCAGUGACCACAAGAUGCCAAGUCAGGCAGAGAGAGUGAGAGAGAGACAGAAAACUCCAGAUCAGUCAGAAACCGAAAGCAAGACAUGACAAAUAUAUAAAUAGUACAGCAGCAUGAAGGUUGAUCUAAUCUUGAUCUUGUUCACUGCUGACCCAAGGUGAGCAUAUAUGUUUUUACGAUAGGCUUGAGAGCAAAGGUUUUCUUUCGCAUUUCAGUUCUUCUUACUUUCAUGGGGUUUAUGUAUGUAUAGAUUUUGUCUUGAUUUGCUUUAAUGCAUGUGCAACGUCACCAGAUGGUGAGUAAAAGAAUUACAUAAGAAAUAAAGCAUUGCUGGAGGAUGUGGGGUUGAAAUAUCGUUGGACCUCCUGUGCCCUUCACCAGGACGCUGUCGACUGCGCUGGAAGGGAUACUGUGUAGGUGACCUUUUUUUCAAUCUCUGGUCAUGUCACUGUUUCAGAUGACUGUUUGGCGUCGAGCACUCAUCCUCCUUUGCUGCGUACUGGACUGUGUGGAGUGCUCUUCUUCGUCUCUGCUCCUCCAGAGGAACAAAUACAACAACUCCUUUCGUCUCACGAGGUCCACCCGAACCCGUGUCCAGCAGCUCCAGCGGAAAUACAAUGAGCAGCAGUUGGGAAAUAAGCAUUUCGAGGACAGAAGUCGGCAGUUGAGGGACCUGCCGUCGCUCUCUACAGAUUUCAAUGGCUGGCUAAAUCUGACGGAAUUUGAACGACUGCAUGCUGCUUUGUUGGACAUGCAAGCCUAUUGGACGACGCUGGAGUGGAAGAGACAACAGAUCGAGAAGGAGGAGAAAGAGCAGAGGGGGAAGCGGGCGUCCGGCACCACUUUACCUCGGAGCAUCGGGCACAUUCAGCUCGACCUGAGGGACCUGAUGAGCCAAGUCAGCAGUCAGAUGAGUUACAAGAAUAGUUCUUGGACAAAGCCAACCUUUCCUACUACACCCCCCAACCCACAGACCAGAUCCAAAACAGUAUGGGACAGCAGAGUGGAGGGUUACAUCGUUCUGCGGGAUCUAGACCUUUACCUCACCAAGCUGGCAAGAGACUUCCUCUUUCUGGCUUCAAAAACUUACUGAAAAGAAGAAAAAAAAAACGGCACCCAACACACACACAGAAGAACGCCUGAACUGACGAUCAACAACUAGCUGGAAUAGUGGUUGUGAUCAUUUUCAUCAUUGUUUUAGUGCAGAUGUUCACACACUCUUAUUUAGCUAUCCGUGUUUUACUGUAUAUUUAAGGGUUUUCUUGGGUAUUUCCCGAAGUUUCUUUCUCACCUCUAACGGUAAGUUAGCAAUAAGCUCCCAGAAAGGACUUCCCGACAUUACGUGUUUCCCCCUCCAUUCUACAGGACUUUCCAAAUAUUUUUUGUGUAUUUAUUGACAUAUUUAUUGACAUGCUAUUUAUUAUAAAUUGUUUCUUUUAUGACUCUCACAAUGUAGAGAUAGUGUUUUACAUUAUUAUAUUUUAUAUUUUAUAAAGUGGAAAUAUAUUUAUGUAUGAAUCACAAUAAAGAAAUAAAGCAAAUGAUUGAACAGUGACAACUUCAUGUUAUGAUUUUCUAUUCUAA